AUGACAUCCAAAGCGCUCACUAUAGCUAGCACCCUCCGCUCGCUUGGAAACACAGUCCAUGGAAUAAGGCCACACCUCCUCCAACAGGCCAUAUCAGCCUGUGUCCUCCGUAAAGCCUACUUCGGCGUAGAGACGUGGUGGCCAGGCCGCACCCGACCUUUGCUCGCACUCCCCAACAUGGAAAAGAUCAACCCACUGCUUCAUCCACCCUGGAGUACAAAAGAACCUAGAGAAGCAGCCUUAAGAUGGGUCAGUGCCCUGUUAGGACGCAUAAGAGAAGAAGCAGUGGACAACUUCCAAAUACUCCUACAAUCCAUCCCCAAUAAUGAUAUUAUAAUCUACUCAGAUAGAUCUAAACUAGAAAAUGGCCAAACAGAUGGUGGUUAUAUUGGUUUCCAAGCUGGCUCCCAAUUCCUGCGCGGCUCAAUACCCCUCAGGCAUAAUAAAGAAGUCUUUGACGCAGAAGCAGAAGCGGCUCUUACUGGGUUAAAAGCUACAAUGAUACACUCUACUGCCCAAUGCUCACUAAACCUGUGGAUAUGCCUUGACAACCUUGAGGUUGCUAUCCAACUUCUCUCCUUAUCUAUAGGCUCCUCUCAAGCUGUCUUCGAGUCAUUCAACACACUUGCCGCUACCUGGCCAUUAAGAAGGAGACUCCCCCAAAUUGAGAGCAGGGCAGUCCAAAUCCGCUGGGUCCCAGGACAUGCUAACAUCUCUAGAAAUGAAGCAGCAGACUGCACUACCAAAGAGGGCGCGGGAAAAACCGUCUCUACCUCCUACCCAUGGUCAUAUGUAGCAUUUAAGCGACAUACCAAAUCACAAGCUACCUCAAGAGCACAGACAUAUUAG
Molecule: messenger RNA, 849 nt
Organism: Talaromyces stipitatus ATCC 10500
Lineage: Eukaryota; Fungi; Ascomycota; Eurotiomycetes; Eurotiales; Trichocomaceae
Exons: 2
Coding region: 1-849 (282 amino acids)
Molecular function (GO): nucleic acid binding; RNA-DNA hybrid ribonuclease activity
Source: RefSeq, a predicted model, not a curated record